Serpula lacrymans var. lacrymans S7.9 is the source of this 699-nucleotide messenger RNA. RefSeq lists its product as uncharacterized. The record is from RefSeq and is a predicted model, not a curated record. NCBI's taxonomy places the organism in Eukaryota, Fungi, Basidiomycota, Agaricomycetes, Boletales, Serpulaceae. Bases 1 to 549 code for a protein of 182 amino acids. The transcript is spliced from 4 exons.
AUGACUCACUACGGCAUGCCAUACUUGCUGGAGGACAAGACGGGGGAGCUCAGUGGAUCGGAUUUUAACGACCUGAAUGAUCGUAUGUGUCUCAGGUUGCGUUGUACGGCCCGAGAGUCCACCCAUACCGCAUACAUGAUAUUUGACAUAACACAUCACUCCGAUGGAUUACAGAAGCCCCUAGCAGCCCUUGAUUUUGGUCCGAAUGAAUCCUUAGGGACAAUAUCAUAUAGCUCGGGGAGUCAGAUUCCAAUGAAAGACUAUCUCAUGAAGUUGUCUACGUUUGGAAGCUCGAAGGCAAGGAAGUUUGUUGGUUCUGACGGACAGGAGUAUCGAUGGAACUGGCGGAUUACGAAAGAUCAAGAGUGGACAUGCACCAAUUCUAGUGGAUAUACCGUGGCAGACUACUCUCUCAAACUUCCGGGAGAACCGGAAUACGUCAGUUCCUCGGGAUGCAUGUUCACUAUUGAUGAAGCCUUUCCGCACCUGGCAGCUGAAUUCCUGGCUUCUUUAACCAUUAUGCGGCAUAUUGUAGCCCACAGCUUGUAAUAUUCCUGGAAUCCUCUGUCAAAUGGGGAGCUACUAUCUGGCUCUCCGUUGUAUUUGUUUUACUGUGACGAGUAUCAUGUUGUGUAUUAGUAUUCUUAGCCUUGCAUCUGUAUUCUUUGUACUACCCCUAGCAAAUACGCCUAUUCAAUA